This is a messenger RNA of Blastocystis hominis, 636 nucleotides long. RefSeq lists its product as hypothetical. The coding region runs from base 1 to 636 and encodes 211 amino acids. The record is from RefSeq and is a predicted model, not a curated record. The transcript is spliced from 5 exons. NCBI's taxonomy places the organism in Eukaryota, Bigyra, Opalinata, Blastocystidae.
AUGACCAAGCAGGACUUCCUUCUGCCCUAUCUGAAGUUCAUCUGGACCGGCCAUCACUUGAAACCCCUCACGGAGGAGUUUCGGAACUCCAUUUUGGCGCUCAAAGCGAAGAACGAGCAGCAAUUCAUCCCCACCUUUUUGAUUGGCCACAAUUCCUUGCCCAUUCCCGCGGAUUGGGACACGGCCGCAACCGCGGAACUGCGUCCCUUGAAGAAUGGCAGUCUGUACGUGACCAUGAAGAACAAUAAUCCAUCGAAGUUGGUGAAGGAAUUGUUGAAAGAGUCCCAUUUCUUGUCCUUAAUGAGCGUCGAUGAUGUGAUUAAGGAACAAUUACCGGUCAUGAUCGAACAAAUGUCCCAAUUAGGAAUCCGUUAUGUGUACUACAGUCCCUAUAAUUAUCGUCAUUCGCGUAAAUUAGCGGCGAAAAUGGGACUGGACACGGGAUGGAAUACGGCCAUCUCAUUAAGCGACAAUUGUGAUGAUGAGGGGUUGGAGUGGGAGUCCUUCGCGCAGCUGCCCCACGGCGUGGAACAAAUUAAGGAACACAUUCUCACGCAGGACAAUAACGAUCGGGUCGAUCGUGAGCUUAAUGGAGGUGAUGACGGAAUGGGGAGAGGGCGUUAUUUCUGUGUGUAA